CACGAACGAAGCUCCCGCUUCACAAGCCCUAUGAAGCAGCAAUAAUUAUGCUCAUGCGCUGCCAAUGGCUGAAGACUUUUGGGUUCAAGGUUUCCAUCUAUGGCACUAAGCAAUCGAAAACGUUGGUUGCUCAAUUUCACACUUCACCUUCAAGCCUUGGUUGUCUGCCCUUGCGGCCCAGAACAUGCCCAACCCGCUACAACAUUGGACAGCAGUCUUCCGGAAUUAGGUGUCGUCGAGGCGCCAAAACAAAGUCUACAAUUCAAUUGAAAGACCUUCCACAAGGGCCACUUCCCGGGCUUGAUUCCGAUGUCACUUUACGGCAUGGUGCCUCAGCAAAAUCUCGCCGCGGAAAGAAAACCGCCAGUGUGACUGAAGGUGACCACCCAAAGAUUUACAACAGAGCCGAGCAGGAAUUCGAUGUUAUUACUGGGCAUAAGAAUGAGCAUGAGACAGUUACUCUAUUCGGGUCUCAACCCGUGCAGGACGUUGAAGAUACGGAACUGCCUCGAUACCCCACCGUCGUCCAGCAAGCCUGGAAUAACAUGCGAAAAUUUGAGAAUUGUGUUUUAUUAACGAGGGUCGGAGGGUUUUAUGAGUUGUAUUUUGAGCAUGCCAAAGAGUUUGGGCCAUUAUUGAACUUGAAAGUGGCUCAGAAGAAAACGAGUGCAGGGUUGGUACCAAUGGCUGGAUUUCCGUUCUUUCAACUUGAUCGAUUUCUAAAAAUGCUCGUCCAAGAUCUCAAUUGCUCCGUUGCCAUUAGCGAAGAGUUUCCAAACAAUGCUUCCGGAAAAGUAAAGUCAGGUGGGCUUAUGUUCGACAGAAAAGUAACAAGAAUUGUGACCCCUGGAACCUUGAUCGAUGAAAGGUUUCUUGAUCCCUUUGAAAAUAAUUUUCUUUUGUCCUUGCAUUUUCCGGGACCAUUGACUACUCUUGCCGUCUAUGGAGAAGGUCUAGACCAUGCAAACAUCAGUAUUGAGCGUGACGAGUGGGUGAACUUUCCAGUCGGUCUUGCUUGGCUAGAUCUCUCGACCGGCGAUUUCUUUACGCAGACAACAUCUCUGUUAUCUUUGCCUUCUGCUAUUUCUCGUAUAGGCCCGAGAGAGGUUAUCCUUGACCAGGCAUUACAAGGCCUUCCAACCGGAGAGAUCCCGCGAUUGCUUGGAGAGGACGGUAAACUUUUCAGCUACCAUGCCGGCACAGGAUAUGUUUCUUCAACUGCCGACUGGGCACCUCUCCUAGAAGGUCAGCCACUUGUGGCCGAAAAUGAAUUUACCCGGGAAGAGAUUGCUGCUGGAAACCAACUUCUUGACUAUGUAACAAUACAGUUACAAGGCUUGAGGAUGAAACUACAACCUCCGCUAAGACGGCAAGAGCUGGAAAAUAUGGCAAUCGAUAGAAGCAGCAUGAGGGCGUUGGAAAUUAAGGCGACUAUGAGAGAAGGCUUUUUCAAAGGCAGCUUGCUUCAUGCCAUUCGUAGGACUGUUACCAACAGCGGAGCGAGAUUAUUAAGGCAGUGGUUGAGCUCGCCAUCUACAUCUCUUAACGUCAUCAACAGCCGGCUCGAUUUGGUCUCUUUUUUCAUCGACUACAAGGUGAUACGCGAGAGAAUAGUAAUACUUUUGAAAGGAAGUUACGAUUCGCAAAGGCUCGUGCAGAAAUUUGCACUGGGUAGAGGCGAUGCAGACGAUCUGGUCAGCCUAGCCCGGACUAUCGAUGCGACCUCCAAAAUUGCCGCAUCUUUGAGUGCGAAACUUACGCCAGAACUUGAUUCUCGUAAAGGAGACAAGGGAGAUCGAUACUCCACAGAGAAUGCCCAAACGUCGGACGCGUGUCUCGCCUCUAUUUUGAAGCGCUUGGAUCUUGACGGACCUCUUUCACUUUCAGCACAGAUCACAGAAGCUAUUGAUGAGGAUGGCUUGACAUUUCAGCAUGAGCUUGAAGAGAGCGAGGCGUUUGGCCUUGCCACAAUGGCUCAAGGCAUGUUUGAUGAAGGGCAACUUGCGGAGCAAGUAGACCCAAAACGAAAAAGGAUCGGAUCCAAAAGGCAGCCUAAAUUUCCUACUGCCAGGGAUGAAGACUCAAUUGAGCAGGAAGCAUGGAUAAUGCGACGAACCGCGAGUCGCCUGCUUGAGAAGCUACAUCAACACUUGGACGAGUUGCGUGAGGAAAAGGUUACUUUAGCUGAAACUCUCAGAGAGGAGCACGGCGCUUCAACUUUAACUCUCCGUUGGACCCCUGGUCUAGGGUAUAUUUGCCACAUCCGGGGCAAAGAUCUAAAGUCCACACAGAAUAAGCUCAGUGCUGCGCGCAGUAUCAGUUCUAGUAAGUCUACGCGUUCAUUCCACCUUCAUGAAUGGACAGAGCUGGGUUCGAGAAUCGACCAAGUGAAGUUACAAAUCAAGGGGGAGGAACAAAACGUCUUUCAAGGCCUCAGGGAGCAGGUCAUUCUUAAUAUUGUGAAACUCCGCCGGAAUGCUGCCGUUCUUGAUGAACUGGAUGUAGCUUGCUCUUUUGCCGCGCUCGCGGAGGAGCAAAAUCUAGUCAGACCGAUCUUGAACCUCGGCUUGAGCCACAAAAUUAUCGGCGGUCGUCAUCCUACAGUGGCAUGGAGCCUACAGGAGCAAGGCCGCGGUUUCACGAGCAAUGACUGCUCUGUCGGUCUGCAGGAACGUGUAUGGCUUCUGACCGGGCCCAAUAUGGCCGGCAAGAGCACUUUCCUCCGACAAAACGCAUUGAUAUCUAUUCUCGCUCAAGUCGGGUCUUACGUCCCUGCGGCGUAUGCGGAGAUUGGUAUAGUAGAUCAGAUAUUUAGUCGGGUCGGCUCAGCAGAUAAUCUCUCUCAAGACCAAUCGACAUUCAUGGUUGAAAUGGUUGAAACGGCAGAGAUACUGAAACGCGCAACUCCGCGGUCGUUUGUGAUAAUGGACGAAGUUGGUCGCGGAACGACUCCCGAAGACGGCAUCGCCGUGAGCUUCGCCUGUCUACACCACCUGUACCACACGAACCAAUGCCGUACCUUGUUCGCCACUCACUUUCACGUCCUAGCUAAUAUGGCUGCGGCCGCAGGCAUGGACAAGGUGGGCUGUUAUUGCACCGAUGUGCGUGAGGGCAGUAACGGAGCGUUUUCUUUUAUACAUCGUGUCCGCCGCGGUGUCAACAGGCAGAGCCAUGCUUUGAAAGUCGCCUUGAUGGCUGGUCUCCCUCAAAGCGCAAUCGACACAGCGAGUCAGGUGCUCGAGUCACUUCACCAGCGAAAUCUUGAUGCAACACCACAGGACAAGGAAUUUACCCGACUAGAACCACCAGAAACUAAUGAUGAGCAGCAUGAUUCCCAAUACAAGCAAGAGCACCAGCGAGCGUAUUAGCUCAUUUAAACUUCUUUAAAAGCGAUUUUGCUGUCAUUUCAAAAUAUUCAAUUUGAGAUACCCCUUCUCGACCACAUUGUUAUCGAUUCCGGGGAGAAAAAAACUUCUUUAAUUGUUAAAAUGUUGAACCAGUUUAUAACUCCGCUCUGUAUAUACAUUCACCUGACCGGUAUAAAGACACCAACAAAAUGAUCUGAAACAAUGACAGGACGAGGCUGGCUAUCACCAAUACAGAUAUAUUCGGAUAUCGUCCAAGAUGAAAAAAAAAAUGGAGAGAGACGUAGGGAUUCUCAAAAUAUUGAGCGUGCUGCUGAGAUGUUUGUGAUGGUGGAGGGAAACUGUGGGUUGCAGCGAUAAUGUGGAGUUUGAAAACAGUCGAGAGACAGGUGGGAGAAGCCAGAAUACUCUGCUGUAUCGUUCAUCCCUUGUGUAACUUCUUCACGCGAAUGGCGCCCUCAUAGAGUCCUCUGUCGACGGCAGCGGCGACGGUCAAGGUACCG
This is a messenger RNA of Xylona heveae TC161, 3868 nucleotides long. RefSeq lists its product as hypothetical. Gene Ontology annotation, biological process: mismatch repair. Gene Ontology annotation, cellular component: nucleus. Gene Ontology annotation, molecular function: mismatched DNA binding; ATP-dependent DNA damage sensor activity; ATP binding. The record is from RefSeq and is a predicted model, not a curated record. The coding region runs from base 48 to 3368 and encodes 1106 amino acids. The transcript is spliced from 12 exons. Lineage: Eukaryota; Fungi; Ascomycota; Xylonomycetes; Xylonales; Xylonaceae.